GACUUUUUUCUGCCAGCCCGUUCGGUUCGAAUUUACCGUAUCUCUCGUCCAUAGAAACCAAAACAAAGUGCGAGUACGCGAAUCCGUCGUACAUAUAGUAUAACCCCUUAACCCAUUCAUAUCGAAUUGGAUUAAAACAUCUUAGAAAAACAAAAGUGUAACGAUGACGGAGCAAACGAAGCUUGCCUAAAAAAGACUUUCGCAAUGCUGCUAUUUCGGUAAAAGAGAGUUAAGAGAAGAAAAUAUGACGUAAAACCGGAAUUUGCAUUUCCACCUAAGUAGUACAGUUGCUCUUAAGCUCAAGUUCACUGUCAGGCACCCAAAAGAGUAAGAGAAAGAGAGAGACGUCGGGCGAAAGCUUGAAUCUCAAGCUUGGAGCUUUUGCAACGGCACCUAAAAUAACGCGAGACGUGAAUAUAAUAAUAUGAGUAACGAAACAUCAGCCAGCGAGACAACACCGCUUCGGCGGCCGGAACAUCAAAGCCAAGAUAAUAACGUGGCCCAAAAUAACGGUCGGCAGACAACUUUAAACGUGGUCAACAGCACCCACAGUAGUAAUAACAACAAUAAUAACUACGGUGAUUCGGUGGAGGUGCGUUUGCAAGAGAGAGAUAGUGAUAACACACAAAACCAGCAACAACAACAAACUGACACCAUGGAUACCAACAAAAGAAUUCUCUGCCGCGUGGGCUUGGAUAUUCUGAUAUUACUCUGUGUUGGCUUUCCCAUACUGCUGUUUUUCCUGCUAGGCGAUCCCUAUAAGCGGGGCUUCUUCUGCGAUGACGAGUCGCUGAAGCAUCCGUUCCAUGACUCUACGGUCCGGAAUUGGAUGCUAUACUUUAUUGGAGCGGUGAUACCAGUUGGCGUGAUACUCAUCGUCGAGGUGAUAAUUUCACAGAACAAGGCCAAACAGGAUAAUGGCAAUUCCAACAGUCGGAGGUAUGUGUUUAUGAACUACGAUCUGCCGGACUGGCUGAUCGAGUGUUACAAGAAGGUUGGCAUCUAUGCCUUUGGCGCUGUUGUCAGUCAGUUGACCACGGAUAUAGCAAAAUAUUCCAUCGGCCGGCUGCGUCCCCAUUUCAUAGCGGUGUGCCAGCCUGAGAUGCCCGACGGCACCACCUGCGACGAUCCCAGCAAUAUGGGCAAGUACAUCCAGGAUUUUAAAUGCAAGGGAGUUGGUUCGUCGGCGCGCAUGCUCAAAGAGAUGCGACUUUCGUUCCCCAGCGGACACUCCAGCUUCACGUUCUUCGCCAUGGUCUAUCUGGCGCUGUACCUGCAGGCACGCAUGACCUGGCGGGGCUCCAAGCUGCUGCGUCACCUUCUCCAGUUCCUCUUCAUCAUGGUGGCCUGGUACACAGCUCUAAGCCGUGUCUCGGACUACAAACAUCACUGGUCAGAUGUGCUGGCAGGAUCGCUCAUUGGCUCUAUAUGUGCCUUGGUUGUGGCCAAUUAUGUCUCGGACUUAUUUCAAAAGCCCAACACGAAGCCCUAUUUGGCGCGUACAGUGCAAGACAUGAAUGCAGCACAGCCCCAGGGCAUAACGAUCACUUCAAACUAACACGCAGAAGGAGUGCUCUACAAUAAUUACAAAUUCCACGAGUUGUAGCCGAGAAGCCGGAUUCUUCAGCUCUACGGACUUUUGGAUUUCUUUAUCGGGCAGUAAAGCCAAGCUUUGCUGGGCCUCCUAAUUAAUUUAAUUUAUUCCUGUACUUGCAUUUUAUGAGCUCUGUGUGAGUGUGCCUGAGUGUGUGCGUGAGUUAGUUGCAAGUGCACCUAAGUGUCUUCUUUAAGUUUUUAGUUAGAGCAAUUAAUUAUUGUACUAUAGAGCAAAAUUUUAAACAAUGCAACAGUUUCCACAAAACAAGUGACCUUCAAAACAGAGCCGCACAAAAUAUGAAAUGAAAGCAAUAAGUAUUAUUUAAACUUAGACUUAAGCCUUGGAUAAAAAAGAUAUUUAAACUAUUUUUAAGAUGACCAUUAAAUGUGUUUUAAUUAAAUUACGCUAAACAUUUUCAAUGCAAAUAAAAUAGAAAACAAAAUGAUAAACUUGGUAUUAAUUGUUUUUUAGAUGAUGUUUCAUCAUCUUAAACAUCAUCUAAUAAUAAUAGUUAAGAUUUUGAAACCAAUAAACAACAAACAUUUUAACUAAACAAGUACUUAGAAAA
Drosophila eugracilis is the source of this 2165-nucleotide messenger RNA. RefSeq names its product putative phosphatidate phosphatase. The record is from RefSeq and is a predicted model, not a curated record. NCBI's taxonomy places the organism in Eukaryota, Metazoa, Arthropoda, Insecta, Diptera, Drosophilidae. Gene Ontology annotation, molecular function: phosphatidate phosphatase activity. The coding region runs from base 425 to 1558 and encodes 377 amino acids. Gene Ontology annotation, biological process: phospholipid metabolic process; signal transduction; phospholipid dephosphorylation. The transcript has 7 exons.